This is a messenger RNA of Anguilla rostrata (American eel), 8069 nucleotides long. RefSeq names its product kielin cysteine rich BMP regulator (gene kcp). Gene Ontology annotation, cellular component: extracellular region. Gene Ontology annotation, molecular function: protein binding. NCBI's taxonomy places the organism in Eukaryota, Metazoa, Chordata, Actinopteri, Anguilliformes, Anguillidae. The record is from RefSeq and is a predicted model, not a curated record. Bases 500 to 7495 code for a protein of 2331 amino acids. The transcript has 52 exons. Gene Ontology annotation, biological process: positive regulation of BMP signaling pathway.
AUAAUUGAGAGGUGGAUCCUGAGGAAUCCGUAACAUUUAUGAAGGGGGGACGUGCCCCCAUUGGGGUGAAAAAAACUUUGAGUUGAAGUAGGUUACUUGUACAGUGACCGGGACAGGAUAGAAGUAUCACGGAUGACCCGAGAUGGAUACGAAGUAAACUUUUUAUUGCCAAAAGUGGAACUCGCGACUUUUGUUCGUAACAUCGCGCCAGUAUUUAGAAAAUAUAAAAUGUUAUGUUGCUUUGUGCAAAAUGAUCGCCAGAUGUUUCGCGUUUCACUGAUGCUCAAUCGUAGAAAGGGAAAGUCCGCAAAACUCAUAUGCAGUGCGUUCGAGCAUAUAUUGCAUAGCCGUAGCCGUUUUCAUUGAAAAGUUUUAAAACAGAGUGGCAGAGAAUAGACACUGGAGUAAAUAUAUCGUCCAAUAUCCACAAGUGAUCUCUAAUAACUUGCUUAGAUCCUCGGGGCUGCGGGGCCGCGCAGUGAAGACUCCGGUGUAGAUAAUGGGGAUUCCCUGGAUCAGAACAGCUUUGUCCUUGCAGUUCUGUGUAUUAGCUUUUUGGAACUUUCAUUUGGCUACACGAGCGCAAGAAGACGGUCCUCUCCAAUAUUACGACGACGAAAAUGUCAUUGAUCUUCUGGAAGCCCUGAAUAUCACUCGCUCCAUCAAGGGUGUGACCAAGGCCAAGGGCCUGGAGCCAGGGAUCCCUGCCUGGAAGUUCCGUCAGAAGGUGCCCCACCUCACCCUGCCCAGGGACUUCUCCAUCUACUUCCUCAGCACCAUGCAGGGCUCCAUCGGGUUCCACUUUGUGGCCCAGCAGGCCAAGAACUCGGACGGCGCCCUCAUAUCCUUCAUCUCGCCGGCCGCCCUGAAGAAGGACGGCCACCCGCUCCUCCAGCUGGUCUCCAGCACCCGCUCCAACCAGCUGCGCCUGGACUACCGCGCGGUUCACAGCAUGGAGCCCGCCAGCAUCCUGUUCCCCAGCGGCACGCCCUUCUCCAACGACCGCUGGGCACGAGUGGCCCUCAAUCUGGAGGCCCACAAGAUCUCACUCUUCGUUGACUGCGAGGAAGCCAUUAUCUUCGAGAAGACAAGGGGUGAAGAUGUUCUGAGCCUCACCUUGCCCAUUGACCUGGAGAUCACCUUCGCAAGUGUGCCUGGUGACAAGGCCAGUAAAUUCCUGGGUUAUUGGCAAACGGCAGAGGUCUCAACCAGUGGCUACAUUAGGCGUCCAUGGCACUGUGAAAAUCUAUCAGACUCCAUGCCCCACUCCCUUCCCAACGCUGAAUUGAACGAUCCCUUUGGGAAAGAUCCCAGCAUGCACCUGGAGCCACAGUCAGACUCGGCGCACGACCAGCCUCAGCGCAGUCACCUGGGGCCCCCCGGGUUACAGCGGGGGUCAAAGCCUCAGAACCCAGAGGAGAGGAUUCGGAGGCUGGAGGAGCUGGUUGAUGGUCUCAGCACCAUGCUGGACAUGGUCAAGGCUCAGAACACGGACCUGGUGUCGCGCGUUCAGUACCUGGAGACCUGCGAGUGCCGUCGGCCGACGUGCACCUGGGAGGGGCGGGAGGUGGAGGAGGGGACACGCUGGGAGACGGAGCAGGGUUCCGUCUGUGAGUGCAUCACCAGGAAGGUGCAGUGCGCCGUCAGCGACGGUUGUGUCUACGAAGACAAGAAGUACAGCAAUGGAGAUGUGUUCAGCCCAGAUCCCUGUUUGUCCUGUGUGUGUGAGAAUGGGCAUGCCCAGUGCCAACGGGGGCACUGCCACCCAUUGUCCUGUCUGAACCAGUAUAUCCCUGAAGGGGAAUGUUGCCCAAUCUGCCGACCAGGCUGUGAGUAUGAAGAGGAAGUCUAUGAGAAUGGAGCUGUCUUUGUAUCGAGAUCCAACCCCUGUCUGAAAUGCACCUGUACAAACAGCCUGGUGAAAUGUACCCCAGUUCAGUGCCAGCCUACAAGAUGCGCAAACCCUUUUCAGAUAGCAGGCCAGUGCUGCCCCACAUGUUCAGCCUGUGAUGUCGACGGCAGACCUUACAACGGCUCUUUCAACACGCUGGAUGGCUGCCAGAUCUGUACCUGCAGGAAUGGGAACCCAUCGUGUGUGGACGUGCACACGUGUCCCCACUCCUGCAGCCACGGGGUGAAGCCGCCAUUUGGAUCCUGCUGCCAGGACUGCUCUCGCUGCAGUGUUGAUGGGCAGGUCAUCCUUGAUGGCGUGUCCUUCUCUGCCAGCCAGGAUCCUUGCGAGCGCUGCGUCUGCAUGAAUGGGAACUUAGUGUGCUCUCACGUCUCCUGUCCUCCCCUGGAUUGUGUCGCUGUUGAGACCAGCAGGGGCGAGUGCUGCCCCAGGUGUCGAGGCUGUGUUCACAAUGGAAUUCAGCGUGAGCAUGGACUGCAGUGGAGCAUCCCAGACAACCCCUGUACCAUCUGCACAUGUGUGGAGGGCCGGGUCCAAUGUGACACAGAGAAGUGCACCCCUUCAUGUAAAAACCCCUCUAGCCCUCUGCCAGGCACCUGCUGUCCCGUCUGCGACGGUUGUGGCAUGAAUGGUCGAGACUACCUCAAUGGGGAACAGGUACCUGGUGCAGAUCGCUGUCAAGACUGUGUUUGUGUUAAUGGUGACCUUCAGUGCAGCUCCACCCCUUGCCCCCACGCACUCUGCAGAAAUCCAGUCAAAAGGCCUGGAGAGUGCUGCCCACGAUGUGAACAGUGUCAUUAUGAGUCUCAGGUCUAUGUGGAUGGGCAGGUCUUUGUCUCCCACUUGGAUCCCUGCAUGCGCUGUCAUUGUUCGGGUGGGGAGGUCUCCUGUGAGCGCCUUGACCACACCUGCCCCCCUCUGCAGUGCACUCACCCAGCCAAGACCAAAGGCCAGUGCUGCCCCACCUGUGAGGUGUGUGAGUACGAGCGUAGGGUCUACAUCGAUGGGAAAAGAUUCAACCCCCCAGGGAGCGGACCCUGUGUCCAUUGUACCUGCAAGAACGGGAAUGUUAGAUGCCAUGAGGAGAAAUGUCCCCCCACUCAGUGCUCCAACCCCAUCAUAGAUCCACAGCUGUGCUGCCCUGCCUGUAAAGUUUGUGUGCUGGAGGGGACGGAGUUUGAGGAGGGGGCAGAGUGGGACGAUGAAGGCCAGCCCUGUCGCCGCUGCCGCUGUGUUGGCGGGGAGCCCGUAUGUCAUGUGACCCAGUGUCCCCCUGUGUCUUGCCUUCACCCCAGCAAGAUGGAGGGCCAGUGCUGCGCCACCUGCGACCAGUGCACCUACAACCAGCGCGUCUACGGCAACGGGCAGGACUUCCCUGACCCCGAUGACCCCUGUCAGCAGUGCAGGUGUCAGGAUGGCACAGUUCAGUGCUUUGUGACACAGUGCCCACCCCUGACCUGCGUCAAUCCUCAGACGCCACCAGGACAAUGCUGUCCCCAGUGCCCUGACUGUGACUUUGAGAAUCGUGUGUUUGUUGAUGGAGAGGAAUUCCCCAGCCCAGUGAAUCCCUGUCAGGACUGCGUGUGUUCUGGAGGCAGAGUGGACUGUCAGGAUCAGGAGUGUCCACACCCCACCUGCACAUACCCACUACCGGGGUCCUGUUGUCAGAACAACUGCAACGGUUGUAACUAUGCUGGGAAGGAGUACCCAAAUGGAAUGGAAUUCCCUCACCCCACUGACAAAUGCAGAACAUGCCAUUGCAUUAAUGGAAACGUCCGGUGUUUGAUGAAGAGGUGUCCUCCACAACAGUGCAACAACCCUUACAUGGUGCCUGGAGAGUGCUGCCCCCAGUGCCCAGCGCCACCUGCAGACUGCUUGUACAUGGGGCAGUCCUACAAGCAUUCCGGGCGCUUCUACGACCCCGCAGACAAAUGUCGAGCCUGCAUCUGCUCCAAUGGGACCGUGAGCUGCCAGCGCAGGCCCUGCAGCCACGCCCACUGCUCACACCCCAUCCUCCAGGAUUGCUGCCGCACUUGCGACGGCUGUCUGUAUGACGGGAAAGAGCACGCUAACGGAGAGACGUUUUCUGACCCCUCGGACCCGUGUGGGAUGUGCGCAUGCCGGCAGGGCACGGUGACCUGUGAGAGGAAGCGCUGCCCCAAGGUCACGUGCCCUUUCCCUGUCCCCACGCAGUGCUGUCAGGUCUGCGAUGGAUGCAACUAUGUUGGGGAGGAGUACCUGAAUGGUCAGGAGUUCACUGACCCCCGUGACAAGUGCAAACGCUGCAGCUGUGCGGGUGGUCACGUGACCUGCAGCCCUAAACCCUGUUACACAGCCAGCUGCUCGCACCCUGUCACUCUCCCGGGAAGCUGCUGCCCCAUCUGUGAAGGAUGUUUCUAUAACGGCGUGGCCAUCACCAAUGGGCAGUCCUUCCCAGACCCAGACUCAGAGUGCUCCGAGUGUACCUGUAGGGCCGGGACAGUGCAGUGUGUCAGGAGGAUUUGUCCACCAGCGCCUUGCUCUCACCCUGCCCCUGGGCCAUGCGACUGUCCAGUCUGUGAAGGAUGUGUGUUCCAGGGCAGGUCCUACAUUGAUGGAGACGUCUUCUCAGGAGCCAAAGGGAACUGUGAGGAGUGCAAGUGCACGAACGGAGAGGUGACCUGUGGCUCAAAGCGCUGCCCCAAGAUUUCCUGCACGCACCCCGCCAAAGACACCUGCACCUGCCCCGUGUGUGAGGGGUGUCACUUCAAUGGCCGGGACUGCACUAACGGGGAAUACUUCCUGGACCCAAAAAACAAGUGUCAGCGUUGCACCUGUCUGAAUGGGGGGGUCACCUGCGUCCCUGUGACCUGUGGCCCGACCUCCUGCCGGAACCCCAUCACCCCCCCAGGAGAGUGCUGUCCGGUUUGCACUGGGCAGUGUGAGCACAAGGGACGGGUGUACCAGAGCGGCACGUCCUUUGACUCCCCGUCCGACCGCUGCAGCACGUGCACCUGCCUGAAUGAGGUGGUGGCGUGUCACAGGAAGCCGUGCCAGCAGCAGUGCUCGCACCCCGUGCCCUCCUCGGGCUGCUGCCCCGCGUGCGAGGGCUGCCUGUACGAGGGCGUGCGCUACGCCUCCUCCCAGACCUUCACCCCCAGCGCCAACCCCUGCCAGCGCUGCAGCUGCGUGCGGGGCAGCGUCGCCUGCACCCCCCAGGUCUGCCCCCCGACCCCCUGCAAGAACCCCGUCACCCCGCCCAACCAGUGCUGCCCCCAGUGCCCAGCGGUGUGUUUUCACCAGGGACAGGAGUAUGCCGACGGACGGCGCUGGGUCCCUUCCGCAAAUAACUGUCAGGAGUGCACCUGUGCGAGAGGUGAGGUGCGCUGUACGGAGGUGGUGUGUAAGGCCCCCUGCAGUCACCCCUCUCCCCCGGUGCUGGGGCAGUGCUGUCCUCAGUGUCAGGACUGCUUCCUGGAUGGCGUGCUGUACAGUGACGGGGAUGACUUCACUCUGGACGGCUGUCGCCAGUGCUCCUGUAAUGGCGGUAACAUCCUCUGCGCCAACAUCGAAUGCCCCAAGCUGACCUGCAUGCACCAGGUGACUGAGCCUGGGACCUGCUGUCCACGAUGCAGAGGUUGUAAGUACAACGGGCGUGAGCACGAGGAAGGCAGCACCUGGUUCGCCUCCAGCACCCCCUGCAUGUCGUGCAUGUGCGUGGACGGCGUGACCACCUGCUCCGAGGUGCGCUGCGUGUCCCCGUGCCUCAACCACAUCCAAGUCCCCGGGGAGUGCUGCGCUGUGUGUGCAGACUGCGUCUACAACGGUCGAGUGUACGGCCCUGGAGACAGCUUCCACCCCUCGGAUGACCCCUGCCAGAUCUGCACAUGUGAGGUAAUGCCGGACGGGGAGCAGCACCUGCGUUGUUACCGGAAGCAGUGUCCCAGCCUGGUGGACUGCCCCAAAAACCAUAUCCUCUUCUCUGGAACAGACUCCUGCUGCCCCGUGUGUGCCCAGCCACUGAGCAACUGCACAGCAACCUUGAUUGGCAAUGAGGUCCAUGCCACUAAUGACCCUUGUUUCACCUGUCAGUGCAAGGACUUGACCUGGACGUGUGUUCAUCAGGGGUGCCAUCCUCUCAGCUGCCCCCCGUCAGAGCAGUUCACCCCUGAAGACUCCUGCUGCCCCAUCUGCAAUGAGUGUGUGAUUGAGGGAAGCAACCAGCGCUUGGCUAAUGGGGAGAGCUGGACAGACCCCUCGGAUGAAUGCAUCACGUGCACUUGCAACCUGGGCUAUAUUGAGUGUAACAUCCAGGAGUGUGAACCAUUGGUUUGCCAGGAUGGGCUGGUAAAGGUCAAGUCUCCUGGACAAUGCUGCUAUGAAUGCCAAGACCCCAGUGUGUCAUGUGUAUACCAGGGAACACUCUACCAGUCAAAUGAACACUGGGAAGUGGAUGAGUGCACAUCCUGUACCUGUGUGUCGGGGGACGUGCACUGCCAAACAGAACGGUGUCCACAGGUCUCCUGUGCCUCGGAUGAGACCCCAGCUCUGAUCCCAGGGAUGUGCUGUCCCCACUGCAUCCCACGUCCAGCCACCUGCAUUGCUUUCGGUGACCCUCACUACCGCACCUUCGAUGGGAAAAUGAUCAACUUCCAGGGGGCCUGUACCUACGUGCUGGCCAAGGACUGUGAGGGUGGGGACUUCAGCAUUCAUGUUACCAAUGACGAUCGUGGUCGCAAAGGCGUUUCUUGGACCAAGGAGGUGACCAUCUUCAUUGGCGACGUCAUGGUGCAGCUACUACAGAACUGGAUGGUCAUGGUGGAUUACCAGGCAGUAACACUGCCUUACCUGAAGGAGCCAUACAUUUACGUGGAGCGCAAGACAAACACCAUCUUGCUGAACACCAAUAUUGGAGUGAAGGUGCUAUGGAACGGGAAGUCCCACCUGGAGGUCAGCGUCCCAGGGACCUACAAAGACCACAUGUGUGGCCUCUGCGGGAACUUCAACAACUACCCCCAGGACGACAUGAGGCUUCGCACAGGCCAGGCAGUCAAAUCAGAGGCUGCCUUUGGGAACAGCUGGAAGGUGCAGAGAGAGAAUGACACUGCCAGCCAGUGCCGAGACGGAGAGGACGUGGACCCCUGCAAGGAGGCCGGCUAUUUCGCCCGCAAGACGGGCAAUGUCCGCUGCGCCAUCCUGAAGUCCGAGGUGUUUGAGCAGUGCCACAAGGUCGUGCCCCCGGAGAUGUUCUACGCGUCCUGCGUGUACGACCUGUGCGCCUGUGGCGCCAACUCUGACGACUGCCUGUGCGACGCCCUGGAGGCCUACGCCUCCGAGUGCAGGGAGGCCGGGGUCGUGCUGCAGUGGAGGACCCACGCUCUGUGUGCUGUGGGCUGCCCCCUUGACCGUGGCUUUGUUUUCGACGAGUGUGGACCCCCCUGCCCCAAGACCUGCUUCAACAAAGACGUGCCCCUGGGGGUCAUCGAGUCGCACUGCUUCAAGCCCUGCGUCCCGGGCUGCCAGUGCCCUGCUGGGCUGGUGGAGCACGAAUCGCACUGCAUUCCCCCCGAGGCCUGCCCCAAGAUAAUCUACGGCAACUCAUGACAGACGCCUUGAGCAGCCCCUCCCGUCCCCGUAAUGGUGCUAUCACUCGACUGAACUCGCACUGGAGAGAGUCUCACAGCUCUCUGUUUCUCCUAAGUGCUCUUUCCUGCUCCGCCUCACACCUUGAAAAAGCCAUAGAACGCCACGCUUUUCUUAGAACUGGACGAUUGUAAAUUAUCCGUGCAACAUCACAUUACAUUACAUUACAGGCAUUUAGCAGACGUUCUUAUCCAGAGCGACGUACAACAAGUGCAUUAGUUCAAGGUGCAGAGGUGUAAAAGAAACACACUAGAGUGAAGUAAAGAUCGUAGUGCCAGAAGUGACCACAUAGAUCAGGACUCCAACCCUGUUCGAAGCAGCGAAGCAGUGGCCUUGUAAACAGCCUUACUUGGUAAACUUUGUGUUUUUAAACUUGCACCUUUUGACGUUUAUAUUCUGGUAAAUGCCUGAAGAAGUUUUACAGUCAAAAUUAUUUCUACACAUUAGAGUUACCCUGUUGUUUUGAGGUAUAAUCUCAAAUUAGGUAUAAGAAAGUUAGGUGCUUGUAUUUCCAGGAGAUGAUUUUGGUUGACAG